Messenger RNA from Apus apus (common swift), 1555 nucleotides. RefSeq names its product centromere protein N (gene CENPN). Gene Ontology annotation, biological process: CENP-A containing chromatin assembly; chromosome segregation. The transcript has 11 exons. The record is from RefSeq and is a predicted model, not a curated record. NCBI's taxonomy places the organism in Eukaryota, Metazoa, Chordata, Aves, Apodiformes, Apodidae. Bases 87 to 1124 code for a protein of 345 amino acids.
CCAUCGGGCAGGCAAUACAAGCCCCGGGUGAGGGCCAGCGCACCAUCCCUCCUCUGAAGCUCCCGCCAGGCCUCGGUGUCUUCGUCAUGGAUGAAACUGUUGCUGAGUAUAUCCGAAGAACUGUUCUAAAAAUCCCGCGGGAUGAAAUCAAGACGAUGCUACAGAAGUGGGGCUUUCUCUCUGAGGCGCAGCUGCAAGCCAUCAACUUUCACCAGAUAAAGGAGAGCAUUUCUCAAGAAGUUGUUCGGCUUUCUGAGGAAAAUUGUGCAGACAUCAAGCAAGCAGCUGUCCUAGACAUAAUCUACAGCCACAUCCACCAAAACAAAAAAGUGUGGACUGUUUACCAGAUGACCAAAACAGGUGAAGAAAUGGAAUUUUUUGACUUAACAGAUUUCAAAAAAAAGUUUAAAAGACACCUUCGGUCUGCCUUGAAAAAUGUCACCAUCAACUUUAGGGAAUACGAGGAUAAUGCAAUCUGGAUUAGAAUUGCCUGGGGAACACCAUAUACAAAGCCCAACCAGUACAAACCCUGCUAUGCUGUGUACCAUUCACAGACUCCCUAUGUCUUCAUUUCUACCUCAACAUUAAAGAGUAAUUUGCCUCUGCUAUGCCAGGCCCUGGUUGUUGCUUCCAGUUACCGUGACAUCCGUAAAAUGGAGCUUCGAGGUCAUUCUUUAAAAUCCCUUAAAGAUAUUGUGUUCAAGAGACAUAGCCAGAACUUCCAAACUUAUUGUCCGAGGCCCCUACAAGAAAGGAAUGUAGCACCAGAAGGUGAUGCAAGGAUAAUUCGAGAAGACAGAAGUGAGAAAGAAAGAAUAGAGAGAGUGAAUUGGGAAAUUUUUGGUGAUGGUCCCCAACCAAAACUGGAAUUUGCACAAUAUAAGCUUGAGACGAUGUUCAGAAGUGAUCCUAAACUGGAUGUUUUGGAUAAAAAAGAACCAUUCCGAUGUCUGGUCAAAUUUUCUAGUCCAGAUCUUUUAGAAUCACUGAAAUCCUUAGCACCAGCAGGUAUGGCUGAUGCACCACUUUCACCACUACUUACAUGUAUACCACACAAAGCCAGGAAUUAUUUCAAAAUUAGAGAGAAAAAAGAAUUAUUUCCAGAAGGCUUUGUAAGCCCUUAAUUUGAAACAGAUUCAUAGAGAAGUAUCAAAUAUUUUAUAGCUGGUAUUAAUAUAAACCAUAAUAGCUUCAAAAAAAAACCUCUUAAAAUGUAAUUUAUUCUUCAAUAAUCCCAGAAAGGUUUUUUCCAAGUGGUGCCUUCUUUAAAUUAUUUUUUCCGCAUUUGUCUUCAACAGAAGUUAGCCCUUCUCAUAAAUUAUUAUUGCAUUAUUUGCAAAGAUUAAAUGGAGAUCACAGUUUUAAAUUUAAAAUAUAAAAUCUGCCCUUGACUGUAUUUUCAGUAGUAUCUGUGACAUUCAAGCUUAAUAAAGCUACAUUAAUACAGCUGUAGCUAUUCAGUUUGCUGUCAUAACUGUAGAUGGUGAAGAUAUUCUAGACGGCCUUCUGAUUUUGGCUCCAGUUCAGCAGUGAAACAAGAUAUGUGCCCAUUCUG